Messenger RNA from Cinara cedri, 37227 nucleotides. Lineage: Eukaryota; Metazoa; Arthropoda; Insecta; Hemiptera; Aphididae. The record is from the annotation of a GenBank genome assembly.
AUGUCAAUUGGACGGAACUAUAGACUAGAACUUGAAAAACGUUUACGCACAAUUAACAAAUCUCGGGAAAAUACUUUGAGUAUAAAAAUAUUAGAUGAACAUAGGCAUUUAAUAAAAUCACCUACUAUUCUUAGUAGAAAGAAAUGUAAACCUAAAACUAAGCCAAACAUGAACAUAGGAAACAAUAAGUCUGCUGGUGUUGUACCUUUGGCGGUGAAGAAUUAUUUAAUAUUUAAAAAAUGUUAUUAUUUUUCUAUUUAUGAUUAUUUUUAUUUUUAGGAUUUGUUGUCAGGAAAAUAUUACAAAGAUAAAGCAGAGAUGAUGGAACUAAAACGUAUAUCAAUGAAAAUUAAAAAAGAAAAAUCUUUGGAAAAACCCCCGUUACCUUCAAGGUAAUUUUAUCAACAUGUCUCAAAAAUAUCUAUAUUUAUAUUUCCUUUUACUUUUUAGUUAUAGUUCAUUUUUACAAGCUUGUACUGCAUUGAAUCCAGAUGAUCAAUUAACUAUACUAAAAAAUAUACGAAGUCAAGAAAAAAAAAAUGAAGUUAUGAGUAAAAAAGACGAUGAAAUAAUUAAUUAUUACCUAAAGGAAGUAAGAUUAUAUUUAUUAAUUUAGAUUAACAAAAAAAAUUGCAUAUUGCAUAUGUGCAUAUUUAACUAAUUAUACUUUUUUUAAUUAAGUAUUUAUUUUUAAAAAAAGUGCUUUAUUUUAUUAAAAUUAGUACCUUAACUAUAGUCUAUAAUAUAGAUAAUAAACAUAGACUCUAUAUUAAUAGUACCACAAAAUACUUAAAUUUUAAAUGGAACAAAUACUAAAUUCCAAUAUUUCCGUAAUAAACACAUCUAAAUGUGUCAACUACAUAAAUUAUGUAACGUGUUGUAUUCUAUAUAUCUUAGUGAAAUAGUAAUUAAUAAAAUAAUAAAGCAAAAACAAAAUUAUUAAAAUGGUUAAUACUUGUAAAUAAAUAUAUAAAUAAAAAAUUGUAUAUAUAAAAAUAAAAAAUAAUAAAUAAAAGAAUGAAUGCGUCGCCUGGAGUAUUAUAAUAAGUGCAUUAUACGACCGGUUUCUAAUUAAAAAUUCAUCAUGAGGUAUAUUACAGUCAAAAUGUAAAACUCGACUAAAUAUAAAAAACUAAAUGAAGGAAUAUAUAGAAAAAAAAAAUUAUACAAAUAGGUUGUUUUAUAGUGAUGUUUAGAAUUGAUGUCACACGUGAAAUAUUUUAAUAAUACAAUAGUUAUUUAAUAGCUAAUAGCUAUGUAUAUUAAACACAUAAUAUUCAUAUAGGUAUUUAAUUAUUGGGCGGUUCUCAAGUCAGUGCAGUGUUUAAGCCUCUAUUCAUUGGAUAUGAUAAAAAUUAACCAAAACACAAAUGCAACAUAUUAUUAUAUUAUUGCCUUGGCAAUAGUCUGUAAUUGGUGUUGAUUGCUAUUUUAAUAUUAUAGUACCUAUUAGGUAGUAAUAAUUACUACAGUUAAUAAUGUACAAAAAUGCAAUUUAUAAGGUUAUAAUGUUGUAAUUUAUCAGAUUACAAUAUUCAACAGCAUUACUUUUUUUUUUUGCCUUUUAUGGUAUAAUUAAUUACAUUUUUUACAUGCAUAAAUAAUUUAUUAUACUUUAUAUUUUAGGGCAUAUCUAAUGAGAUGUACAACUCGUUUCCAGAAAAAGUAUUGGAAAAUAUUAGACAAAACCAUAUCAAACCGAUUCUAAUAAAAAAGUAGAUCAACUUAAUUAAAUUGUAUUUGUUAUUUUUAUAAUAGUUUAAUACGUUUAUAAAUAUUUUUAUUGGUUAGAUUAAUGAUUUAAAUUUUAUAAAAUAUGCUGUCAAUAUGUGUUUUGUUAUAUACAAACGUAUACAAUUUUGAUUAACACAAAUUUGUAAACAAAAUCCAAAUAAAUUUUGAGUUUUUAUACUAGAUUAGAACUAUUUAAGAAUUGUUUAGAGAUAUUAAAUUAUUUUAUUUAAGUUUCAUUUUAUAAUAGGUACCUACUUAGUUAUUAUAAAUUAUAAUAUUAUAACAGGUACAAUUUAUGUAUUUAAUUAGGCAUCAUUUCGUAAUGACGGAAUUGGAAAAUGAAGUACGACAAAACUAUGAUGUUGCCAAUCAUAAAAUACUAUUAGAUUAUAUAUUAAUGGAUCCAGAUGAGCUAAAGAGAAUUGGAGUAUCAAAUUACUAUAGAUCAAAUUAUACCUCAAUGGUUAUUCGAGGUCCUGUCCCAUGGCAUCACAUGACUAUUAUUCAAAAAGAACAGCUAAGGCAUAAUUUAUAUAUUUGUAGAGAACCUAUUUUAAUGUUGAAUAAAGUAUGGAAAAAGUAAGAAAAUUUAAUGGUUUGAAAAUGAUAUGUAUUAUAUUUGUUAAUAACUUUUGAAAUUGUUAUUUUUAAAGAUAUUCCAAAGGGUUCAUAUUUCCUAUAAAAGAUUUAAAAAAGGUUGGUUUGCCUAUAGAGCCAAAAUCUUUACAAGAUUUUUUGGAAAUGUCUUGUGAACAAUUUCGACAUAAACUAGUAAAAGAGUACGUAAUUUAACCAAGUUUCAAAAACUAUUUAUUAAUUAUUUGCAAAAAAUAUAAUACAGCAAUACUAAAAACUUCUGAAAUGCCUACACUUUUAAUUUUUUAAUAUCCUAAUACUGUUUAUUUCUUUUUGAAAGGGGUGGAGGCUUUUACUAAAAACAAUUUGUACCUUUGUCCUACAAUGCAAGCAAACAAAAGUUUCUAGUUUGCACAAUAAUUCAUUUUUUUUUUUCAAGUUAAUAAUAAUUUAUUAUAUUUUAGAAUGUAUCUACAAUAAUGUUAUUGCUUUUUAGAAAAAUAAAAAAAUAAACAAUAGUAACAUAUAAUAAAUAAUUUAUUAUCAAUAAAAUAGAUGGAUUGAAGAAUGCGCUGAUUUAUUUGUUGAAACAAAAAACAGUUAUAGAGAUAUUUUACCAUCAUGUGAUAUAAAAGCAUCUAAAUAUCAAAUUCAAAAGUUUUUUGACUGUGUCGCUGCUACUAUGGCCAGACAGUUGAGGCAAAUCGUAUUCAAAUCUUUGAACCAUUUUAUGGAUAAAAUACUUGAAUAUAAGGUAAGUGCAUAAUAUUAUAGUAAAUCAAAUAAAUUAAUAACAAAUUUAUAAGAAUAAAAUUAAUUUGUAAUAUUAAUUUGUAUAAAUGCUAUCCUAAAAAUUGUAUUAUAUGUACAGAAUUAACAAAUAUCUUUCAUAGUCUCCAAAUUACCACUGCCUCUCUUCUUUGUUUAUUUGGAGCCGACCUCUAAAUUAAAUAAAAUUAUUCAACUUUCCUCCUUGUUACAUACCAAAAUUAAAAUCGAGGUGCCUUAUAAGCCUAAGACAAUUAGUUAUUGUAUUAACUUCCAGAAUUUUGGUAAUAUUAAAACAUACUGUGGUUACCCUUCUCGCUGUAAUUGAUAUGUUGUACAUUAUCAAUCUUCUUCAUGUCCAAAUUCUCACUCAAACCAACUAAAAUGUGCUCUUUGCUCUGGAGAGCACCCUGCAAACUAUAAAGGUUGCUCUGUCAACAGGAAGCUUCAAUAUGGCGGAAAAUCUACUACCAAUAGUUAUUUUUUAUCUGAUAAUCUUAAAAAUAAAUGUCCAACUGUUAGAUACCUACCCUUUAAAUACCUUUUCAACGAAUUAUUCCAAUUAGGGAUGUGUAGUUUAUGAGUGAAUCGACUCUUUUAAGUGAAUUGAAUCAGUGUGUCACAAAUGACUCACAGUGACUCGGAAAUUUAGUACCAACAUUGUAUUGGGACAACUGAAUUAAACCUGUAAAUGAGUUGAAUCAGUCAGGUUACCACUUCUAAAUUUUUGAAAUUAUCGUCUGAAGUUCAGUUUAAAUGUGUAAUAUUGUUGUUCCUAAAUAAAUACGUUCAGAUAUCAUCAAUAUGAUUUGAAUUUAAUUGAAUUUAUGUUAAAAUCAUGACUUAUUAAGAAAUGAUUUGACUUAUGAAUUAAGAAUUAAUGAUUUGAUGAGUUGACUUGAUAAAUUGACUCAUUUAAGUGAAUUGAAUUAAGUGAAUUGAUUCAUCAAAGUGAGUCACAAUUCCCAUCUCUAAUUCCAUUUCCCAAUAAGUUUUCUUCUACAUAUUACGCUCUAACCACUUCUGCUCAAUCUGACAAUCAUACUGUUCCUACUUCUUCAUCUGACUUGAAUAACACAAUUACAUAUUUUCUUGAGGAGUUCAAAUCCCUCGUUAACCCUCACAUAUCUCUACUCAAUAAAGUAAUCACAAAUUUAUUUAAUAAAAUGUAAAUGACUAAUAAUAAUAUUACAAACAAAUCUCUUUUAAUCUUAUAAUUCAGUGCAAAUGACUUAAAAUAACUUUCAGAAAACGCGUUGACAUCUGCGUUCAUAUCUGAAACUAAUUUCACCAAAUAUUCACUGCUCAUGGUGGUGUUCUAAUUAAAUGCUCGAUUAUCUUUCAGACUCUCCCAAAUUAUUGUUAAGCUUAUUUGCAAUCAUAUGCUCUUAUUACUAAAUUAAAUAAUAUUAAUAUCACCAUUGCGGCAUUAUAUUCUCCUCCCAAACACAAGAUAUCAAAUUAAAUUCUUACUAUUUUAAUUCUAAAAUUAAUUCUACUAUUUUAUGUAGACGACUUUAACUCGAAACACAUUUCCUGGGGCUAAUAAUCCGCGUGGUGUACUUCAAAAUUUGGUUUUUUUAAAAUUAUAAAAUUCCUGUUCCAUCUGGUCCCACCUGCUAGUUGACCUGGACACGGAAAAACCCAGACAUUUUAGAUAUUUUUGUUGCUAAGAUUCCGAAUAACUGUUUUACCAAAAACCUAUGUGGAAAUUAAUUCCGAUGACUUCUCAAUUCUGUUAACAGUGUUAACGAUAAAUGCUGCUUCUCCUUGGACAUGCCAUGGUGUUUCUUAAUUAUUUAAUUCCUCUACGAAUAAGUACACAUUUCAUGACCUUAUUGAUCAACAAAUUUAUUUAAAUGUUAAGUUAAAAACUGUCAAUAAAAUUGAUCUUACUGUUAAUAAUUUUAUUAAACUUAUCCAAUCUCCAAUUUGGAUCACAACAUCAGAAUCCUAGUUCUUAUUUUUCCAUUUUUAUUCCUCAUUAUAUAGAUACUUAGUUUACUACUUUCAUAGCUGAAAAACGUAAAGCUAAAGCUAUUUACUAACGUAUUCGUUUUCUUUUGGGUAGCGAUUAAACAAAUUUGUAAAUAUAAAACCUCUAACCUCCAAUUAAAAAUCAUCGGACGCAGACUCGUUCGUUAUUUAAAGUAUCAUGGUUGUAAAAAUUAAUUAAUUCUGUAAAGUUUAUUACAUUUAAACUUUCGAGUACUUAUGGCAUUAUUUAGCAAAAGUCUUGUUUGUGAAUUUCAUGUAUGUUAUAAGCAUGACUUGAGCAAUACUUAUUUUUAAGAAUCGACUGUUAUGAAUAACUAAAAUAUAAUAAAAUGAUAGUAUGAUUUUCUAAAUUUAAAAUAGACGAUAACAAAAAGUAAAUCCAUGAACACUAUAUAUAGUCUUCUAGUCUUUAUGAGUAAAUCACAUAUUACGAAUUACGAAUCAAUAAGUAAUGGUCGUUUAGUUAAUAUACAAAUAGCAUAAAAAACCCAAAACUAUAUUUUAUCGCUGUAUGUAUUUGUAUUCGUUUUGCCGAAUAUGAUUUCUCUAGGGCCCAGAUAAUAGCAGUUUAUUUUUCUAUGUAUUAAGUUACGUUAUAAUUAUUUUAUUAUACUCUGUUGUAAUUUAACCCCGACCGGACUAAACUUAAAAAUUAUGGACGGACCGAAUUGAAAAAAGACAGACCAACUAACCUAACCAAAACAUGGUAAAUUUCAAAAUAAAAAAGAUUGAAAUGACCAGACCGCAGUUCUGCGUUACUAUUUAGUCUAAAUAAUAUAUUAUUCCUGUACCCGUCAUUAUUAUCCUAGAAUGUUUUUUUAAUGUAAAUUUGCCGUUCUUUUUGUGGUUUUUUUGGGCCUAAUUAAUUAUUAAAAAAAAACUACAAAUAAAAUCAAAAAAGAGUUGAUACUGGGAAUAGGAGCGGCCACUACUGUAGGUGAGAAGAUGGGAAGGUAGGAUACGUAAGGUUAUUUCAUAUAUAUUUGUAAGCAACGAAUUGUUUGACGAAAGAUAAUCCCGAGCGCAGUUCGGUAAUAUAUAAUUUAAAGUACCAUAUUUUUUUUUUGCGAUUUUCGUUUAAAUUUGAUUUCAAAACGCUUAUUAAAGAAAAAAAGUUGUCCGGUCUUUUUGGAAAUUUCACUACGUCUAGGUAAUUCCAAUAUAAGUAUUAUUACCAAGUUUCAAGUCUCUACGUAUAGUUAUAACCGAAUUACAGUAAAAAACUUCCAAAAAUUAAAAUUCCUUUAGAGCUCAAAAGUUUUAGCGACGAUACAGUAAGAAAGUAAAUCAAAAAGGCAACAAAAAUUGUGUCUGUGAAUUUCGAUUCAAUAAUUUUUUCUGAUAAAAAACGUCAUCUGUUUUUUUUUUUAUAAGAUAAUGAAAUCGUGAAAUUGUAUAUUUUCCUACUUAAGUGCUCUUAUUUAAAAAAUGAUGUCGAAUAUCAAAAAUGACUUUUUUAAAGUACCGUCUAGACAACUUGAGCUUUCAAAUAGUUGCCACACGUAAAAAUCGGAGCAAGUUUACUAAAAAAAACAUGUCCACAGACUAGAAAAAAAAAAACAAUAGCUCCGUCACUACGCUCGGAAUCUAAAAUUACUUACAUACUCACUAACUAAAUUAAAAAUUCAACAAAAAAGGUCUCAUUUUGUUUUUUUUAUUGGGGCAAUAUUUCUGAUAGAAAAUAUAAGCCGUACACAUUUGAAAUAAAGAAACGCUAUAAAUUUGUCAGUUUUCAUUUUUAGUCAUUUUCUGGUGUUCCUCAAUUGUUAUGAAAACUACUAGGAAAAUCAAAAAACAAAUUACUAACUCGCCAACUAGAUUCAAAAUGCAAUUUAUUGAUGUGCCAAAAUUUUUGAGCCGUAAUAUCAGAAAUGUAUUUUGUGGUUUUUCUUAAUUAUUAUGAAAAGUAGGUAUUUUAGAGCUCCUUCACACGAAGUCACUCUGCAAGCGUAACUUAGCAGCGCUGCUAUCGGAAAAAUACAAACGCGGAUGGUUUCACACACGACCACAGCUACUGAUUGGAAGCGCUACAGACGGUGUGAGUGGCUGGCUUCACCGCAGAACAUCGUGUCUAAAAGUCGCGCUUCUCGUAACAGAACGUAUUUUUAGAUUGGGCGUUCACUGCAAUCGCGCGAUUAUUUUUAGCAGCGCGUCGGUAGUGCGUCGUUAGCGCGUUAGUAGCGCGUCGGUAGCGCGAUUACUACGUGUUUGAUUAAACGUUGUCAAUUAUUAUUUUUUAAUUUAUUUUAAUUUCAGUCUUUAUUUAGUCUGAGUAUAGUUUUCUGUUAAUAUUCUUUUAUUAUAUUUUAAAAUAAUGGCGUCUGAUUGUGCAAAUAUAAAUAUUGAAGAUUUUACAAGUGAAAUAGAAUACUGAUCCGCUAUAUGGGACCUGAAGCAUGAUGACUAUAGCAAUACAAAUGCAAAACGGAAUGUGUGGGAAGCAGUCAUUAGUAAAUUUGUUCCCAAUUUCAAUGGUUUGUCUGAGGCUGAAAAAAGAUUAAUUGGUAAAUAAAACAUCAUAUAUUUUCAUAUUGAAAUAAAAUACAAUUUAUAUAAUUAUUUAUAUAGAUAGCUUAUGUAAUAUAUAAGAUGAAAAUACAAAUACAAAUACUAGAAAUCAGUUGGGUUUAUUUGUUUAUUUUAAUGCUUAAGUUAUUAUCGCCAAUUGACUUUUUUAACAGUUUAAUAAAAAUACGGUAAAAUUAGAAAUAUUAUGUAUGUAAUGUUCAGUAAUGGAAAAUAGUAAUGAAUAUAAAUAAUGAUAAAAAUAAUACAAUAUAAGUUAAUGAUAAUUGUAAACAGUUUGAAUCAUUUAAAAUACCAAUCAUGGUAAAUAAUAAUAAUAUAGAAAUUAAAAUACUAGAAAACAAUAAAUUUAAAUAUUAUCCAUUUGCCAUGGUACUUAUCCUUCUUUCAAAAAGAAAUCACUAAGUUCUCUUCAAACGCAUUUGGUUGCAUUUCCUGGUUGAGAGUUGUCCACUGUCAUAUCAUCAAUCAAUCUACUAACAACGAUAUUAUCCUCAAAUCUAAAGCCAUCUCUGUCCCUCACAAAAUUGUGUAGAGAACUGCAUGUUUUAAUUAUAUUUUCUACCAAAGUUUCUUCAACAUUAAGUGCACAAUGUAAAAUCUCCCAUUUAUUACUAAGUAUUCCAAAAUUGCAUUCAAUAUAUCUUCUGACUUUUGUAAGGCAGUAAUAAAACACUUUUUUACUCAUAGGUAAAUAUUUAACCACCAAAUGGACAUAGAAAAAACUGACAAAGUCCAAAUUUCUCAUCUCCUAUUAAAAAUACGGAAUUUUUAAUGACCUUUUGUCUAUAAGAGUUUUAGGCGAAUGUUAUUUAAUUUUGUUAGUUUUUAACAUUUUGUAAAGCGUUGAGUUUUUAAAAGUUGUUGAAUCAUUUGAUUUCCUUGGUGCCCCUACGUCAAUGUAUACAAAUUUGUAAUUCAAAUCACACACCGCUAGUAAAAGAAUGGACAAAAAAUGUUUAUAAUUAAAAUUCAUUGAUGCACUGCCCUCUGGUUUGAUUACUCGAAUGUUUCCCAUCAAUGGCACCAAUAACGUGUGGGAAAUUAUCUCGUUUUUCAAAUUCUGUUGCAACGUUUACUAGUAGUUCUUCCGUGGUUGAAGAGAAGCAACUUUUUUUAUAUUCGACCCAGAGAGAUUCGCACACUUCUCGAACAAUGUUUGAUAUUGUUGAUAAUCCAAUGCAGUAAUCAAUAUGAAGAUUGCUCAUCAUAUAACCAGACCCGAGAUAUCUAAAACAAGUAAUAUUUUAACCAAAGAUUUUUUCAUGUUACAGGUAAUUCAUAUCAGCGAAAAUGAAAAAGUCUGCGUGAUUCAUAUACACGAGAAUUAGGAAUGCAUAAAUAUGAUUCAAAAUCAAGUUCCGCAGCAAAAAACAUAAAAAAAUAUAUUUUUUGAUCAACUUAGAUUUUUAGGUACUACCACAAAAGCUAUAGAUGAUAGUGUACAGUUAAGCUACCACAAAGAAAAUUUUAAUGAAAUUGGAGCAGUUGCCAAAGAAAAUAUUAAUAAAAGGUCCAGCAAAGAGAAGCCUAAGAAAUAUCAUUCUGACGAAGACCACCUCUUGGAAAUUCUAAAAAACGAAAAUAUGAGAAAAAUGUUUCAUCAUCUCCUAAGUCAUCAAAAAGUGUAUAAAAUAAUCCUCUAUUCUUCCUAAAAACAAUUGCUGCACUCAGAAUCUUCUUGAUGUAUUUCUGUGUUUUUUUUUUUUUUUUAUUAAUAAUUUAUUAUUAACUUCGUGUGAAGGAUCCCUUAGAUAUCAAAUAAUGACUUUCUCUGUCAGCGACUAUUAAUAUCUUUGUAAAAAACUUUUUUUUUUCAUACUAUUUUCAUUAAUUUAAUAUAUUUGUUUAAUUUAUCUCGUAUACAAAUAUCUAAAAUACAUCAAUUUUGUAUUUAUUUAAAAAUAUAUGUUCAGCAUUUACAGUUCAAAAAUUGUUUAGUGCUAUUGAUCUUGUGUCUAUAUUUAAUUUUGAAAUAGAAUAAUUAUAAUAUGGUAUAAAAUUUAUAUUUAUUUUUAUAUUUUAACAAAAUUCUUUCAAAUUAGCAAUUUUGUUUUUAAUAUUUAGAAUGGAAAUGCAAUAGAUACUGAAUAUAAGGAUAACAUGUUUAUAAGUUUACCAUUUUUUAUACUAAAAGCAAUACCAAAACCAAAUUCUACUGAAAUAUUGUUUGAGCCUACUCCUGAAGAUUGUUUAAAUCUUCUAUUAUCAAUUCCACGAAGAAUAAUUAAAACAGUAGAGGAUAUUCCAAGAGUAGAACAAUUAUUAAAUAAAAGUAAUAAAAUAUAAGUAUUAUGUAUUGAUCAAAUCUGUAUAUUAUUUAAAUGUAAAAAAAAAUAUUUAAUCUGUAUAUAAUUUUUAAGAAUUCAAAGGCGAUUCUACUAUGGUAUUAAAAAAUGUAAAUGAUUCAGAAGAAGAAGUACAAAAUAUGUUAAUUGAAAUUGGUAAAAUCUUAGAAAAUAAUUUUCCUGGACCAAAAACAUAUAUUACAUAUUAUGAAACAUAUUCUUAUUUGUCAAAUGGAUCAGAAACUGAAGCUUUAAAUUCAUUUUUUAAAAAUGAUCCAUUCCCAUUGUUAAGUGUGUGUAUCAUAAUACAAUAUGAACAUCAUUUUUAAGUUGUGAAUAAUGAAUAAAACAUUUUUGUUAGGAAUUUAAUACUUGGGUAAUAAAAUACACGGAAAUAAACAUUGAUAUUCUUAAACUUAAAAAUCGAGUGGAAUUAAAUUUAUUGAUGUUAGAUGUAACUGAAAUUAAUCAGAAUUUAAAAAAUAUUAUUGCAAAUUUAAAGAAUAAAAUUAUUGACUAUUUUAUGAAUUUAACCCAACAAACUAUUUAUGAGUAAGUAUAUUUGGUUAAAUAUAGUAGAAAUAAUAAUUAUAAUAGUUAUAUUUAUUACAAAUUAGUAACUCUAUAAUAUUUUUUAAGAGUAAAUAGUGCAUUUGAAUUAAUGUCUGCUAAGUCUUCAGAAAUGCCUGACACAACUGAAGAAUUAGUUGAGUUAAGUAAUUAUGUAAAUGAAUGCCGAGAUUCUACUUUAUCAAAAAUGAAAGGUCAAUUGAGAACAGUCGGAGAUUACAUAAUGUUUCUAUUUGAAUAUACAGAAUUUAAUGGUUAGUAAAGUAUUCCGAUUUUUUAAUGUUGGUCUGUUCUAUCCAUUAUAAUAUAUUUUAAAAAUUAAUCUCUAUAGACACUGAUAUAAAUGUAUCAUCACGAGUAUUUCGAUGGCCUCAAGAGAUGGAUCAAAUUUUAGAUUCAGCUACAAGAAGAGUUAUUCAAAAAAAAGGAGUAGUUGAAGGCCAGUUAAAAUCUAAAAAAACUGAAUUCGAUUUUGAGUAUGUAAAUUGUUAUUUAUAUUUUUCCCAUUUAAAUAAUACUAUUUUUUAGCCUCAAAAACCAUUUUAAGUUGUUGGAAAAUUUAAAAAAAAAAGAUCCUCCUAUAUUAACAAAUGAUGAAAUUAUAGCAGCAACUGAAGAAGUGGAACGUCUUAAUGAUUUCUUGGAAGAAGAUAUAGCUGCUGCAAAGGUAACUAAAAUGUGUACCUAAUAAGAAUAAUCUUCAAUAAAAAUAAAAAUUUUAAAUAAAUCAACAUUCCUUAAAUAAUUCAUUAUAAUUUGCAUAGUUAAAGUGUUCAAAUAAUAAUAUUAUUUUAGCAAUUAAGUUAAACAAUAUGUUUAGUUUUUAUUAUAAAUCUGUGAUAUAAUAAAAUGUAUAAAAUUUAGAGCAUAAAUCACACAGAACAGCUUUUGGAUCUGGAAGUUACUCCAUAUACCCAACUUCACUCAACGGUUGCAGCUAGUGAACCAUUUAAUCAUUUGUGGCACAUAGUUCGCGAUUUUCAUAACUACUAUGAAAUAUGGUUCAAUGGUACCUAAAUAUUGUAUACUAUAAAUUAUUGAAUAUAGAUAAUUCAGAUCAACUUAUAAAUUAUUUUAUUUAACCAAGUAUAAUGUAUUUAACACUAGGGCCUUUUCAAAAUUUAAACGCCAUAGAAAUAAAGGAAAUUGUUGAUAGUAUGUGGAAUAAUCUUUAUAAAUUAGCUAGGACUCUCCAAGAUUAUCCUGGAUCAAAAAGAGUAGCAGAAAUUGUGCGUGGUAAAGUUGAUAGUUUUAAAAAGUAUUUACCAGUGUUAGAAACUAUUUGUAAUCCAGGAAUUCAUGAUAGACAUUGGACAGAGGUAAUUUAAUUUAUAUUUUAGUAUUGUGAAUUGUAAUUAAUAUAAUAAUCCAAUAAAAAAUACUUAUGCAAAUUAGAUUAGCAAAACGGUUGGUGUAGAUUUGCAGCCUAAUAAGCAAUCAACAUUGUCAGAUAUGAUUGAAAUUGGUUUACCGAAUUACAUUGAAAAACUUGAAGAAAUUAGCAUGACUGCAUCUAGAGAAUAUUCUCUUGAACAUAGUCUUCAAAAAAUGAAAGAAGAAUGGUUAACUAUUGAGUUUGAAUGUAGUCCAUACCGAGACAGUGGUGUUAGCAUAUUAACGUCAUUAGAUGAUAUUCAAGUUAUGUUAGAUGACCACAUACUCAAAGCUCAAACAAUGCAUGGAUCAGUUUAUAUAAAACCUUUUGAAGUGGAAAUGGAUACAUGGGAAAGAAAAUUAAUUUUAAUGCAAGAAAUUUUAGAUUUAUGGAUUUCUGUAAGUAAUAAAAUAAUUACCUUAAAAUAAUUUAUACCAUUUAAUUGGAUUUUGAGCAGAGUAAUAAAUGUAUUGAUUUUAUAGAGCUUAAUAAGUAGGAAAUCAAACAAUUGGUUUUUUUUUUUUUAAUAAUUUCCAGUAUUUAUUUUAAACGUAUGUACUCGUUUAGUGUUAUUAUUUUUCUUUGAAAAACGCUUUUAGGCUCAAAAAAUAUAUAUAUUAUUAAAAUAUAUUAUAUUUAGAGAUAAUCUGAUAUUAUAAUAUGAGAAUACUUACUCAUAGGUGCAAGGGAUUUGGAUGUAUUUAGGUCCAAUUUUUAGUUCCGAAGACAUUAAUCGUCAAAUGCCAGAAGAAGCAAGAAAUUUUAGAGCCGUAGAUACUAUUUGGCGUCAAAUUAUGAUCCAUACUGUUAAUAAUCGUAAAGUUCUCGAAGCAACAAAUUAUCCUAAUUUGUUAGAAUUACUCAAAAAAUGUAGUGUUAUGUUUGAACAGAUACAAAAAGGCUUGAAUGAGUACUUGGAGAAAAAACGUCUUUUUUUUCCGCGGUAUUUUUAAUUUUUAUGUAUUACUUCUGUUGAAUAUGCAGGUUUGGGUAAAAUGGGCUAAAUACAUUUUAAAUAUAUUUAUUGGAGAUAGAUAAUAUUUUUUCAAAUUUUUGAAAUGUAAUUUUAAAUGAAUAUUUUGUCAAUAUUUUAUAUUUUUUAUUUUUAGAAACAAAAUAUGCAUAUUUAUUUAAUAAAGUUUUUAGUUUUAACUUAUAUAUGAGUACCAUAUUAUGAACUCCUAUAUUAUAUUUUAAUCAUAAAAUAAUGUUUUGUAUAGGUAAUUUAUUAUUAACUUAAUUUUUUUAUAUUACUAGGUAUAUAUAGAACAUAAAAAUUAUUAGAUGGAGAUAUUUUUUGAAGUUCUGUUAUCAGAUUAAAAUCUAACUGUCAAACACAUCUUGUAUUUUAAAAAUUUUAACUUAAUUAUUUUGUAUUCCAAAUAUAUUUCCAAAAUAAAAAAAUAAAAAUUUUGCAUAUAUUAUUUUGAAUAAUAAUGAAACACUUUAAAAAUAUUAUAAAACUAUUUUGCUCAAUCUUGAUUAUAUGAUUAGUAAAUAAUAUUUACAAAGGAAACCAUUUAAAACGAGCACAUUUAAUACAAAAAAAUUAACAAGUACCUAUUAUCGAAAAAGAUAUUAGUGAUUCUUGUGUCAUUUAAUGUGUAAACAAAUAUUGAUUGCUACAUAUAAAGAAUUAUUUAUUGAUUAAUUCAAAGUUUUUAUAAAUGGUUUCUAUUGCACUUUAUUGUUUAACCAAUUAUAUAUGUAUUAGGUUAUUUAAAAUACGCUAAAUGAUUUUUAUAAAUUACAGAUUUUUCUUUUUAUCUAACGAUGAACUUUUGGAAAUUCUAUCCGAAACUAAAGAUCCAUUGCGUGUGCAACCACACCUUAAGAAAUGUUUUGAAGGUAUUACUAAAUUGAAUUUUACAAAAAGUAUAGAAAUAGUGGGAAUGAUAUCUGCUGAUGGUGAAGUAGUUGCUUUUAAUGGAAUAAUUUAUCCUGCCGAUGCCAAAGUAUGUAUUCAUUUCAAAUCUAAAGUGAACUUAUUAAUUUUUUUCUUUUCUUAGGGUUUAGUUGAAAAAUGGUUAAUUCAGGUAGAAACUUUAAUGAUGCAAUCAAUUAGUGAAAUUAUUAAUACUGCAGUAAAGGAGUACAUUUACUCUCAACGAGUUAAAUGGGUACUUAAAUGGCCAGGAAUGGUAGUUUUAUGUGCUGCAACUAUAAAUUGGACUACAGAAGUAGAAAUUUCUAUUGAACAAAAUGGACUAUCUGUAAGAAAAAAAUACUUAAGCAAAUGAACAGUUUAUUGUUGUAUACAUUUUAUUUUUGUUUUUAUGUAGGCCUAUUCAGACAAAAGUAGUAAACAAAUAAAUGAUUUAGUAAGUUUAGUACGUGGAAAAUUAAGCAAAGGGGAAAGAACAACAGUAUGUGCUUUAAUAGUUAUAGAUAUUCACGGUAAUUAAUUUAAGAAAUAUUGUAAUAUUAAUUUUGUAUUAUGAAUUGGGAUAAUAUAUACUACUACUUACCUAUUUAAUGUUAAAUUUUAUAUUUUAAGCCCGUGAUGUUGUUAAAACUCUUAAUAGUUUGAAAGUAAGCAGUAUUCAUGAUUUUAAUUGGCUUAGCCAACUUAGGUACUAUAAUAGUGAUUUGAAAACAACCGUAUCAAUGAUAACUACUACUCUUGAUUAUGGGAAUGAGUACUUAGGUAAUACGUCAAGAUUGGUAAUUACUUCAUUAACAGAUCGUUGUUACAGGUAAAAUUAUAAGUAUUUAAUUACAAAUAUUCAAGAUUUAUAACUUUGAGUAUAAUUAUUGAUUAGAACACUAAUGGGUGCAUUAAAAUUAUAUCUUGGUGGAGCUUCAGAAGGUCCAGCUGAUACCGGUAAAACCGAAACUACAAAAGAUUUAGCUAAAGCAAUAGCUAAACAAUGUAUUGUAUUUAAUUGUUCUGAAGGACUUGACUUUAAAGCUAUGGGCAAAUUUUUCAUGGUUUGUAAUAAUACCUACAUAAUAGUUACCUACCUAGUUUUUAAAUUAUUAUUUUGUUAUAAUAUUUAGAUAAGGCUUUCAACUAAUCAAUACUUAAUACAAAAAUUAUACUAUAAUAUAUAUUCGUAUCAGUAACUAUAAGUAAUACCAUAAUAUAAUAUAAUAUAAUAUAAUAUUAUAUAUUAUUUAUAUUUGUUAGCGUCAAUGUCAGCAAUUAACAUGCUGUGUAUUAUAUGGUAAUACAUAUGCUUUACAAAUCAGUGUUUUUUUAAUUAAAAGUCCGACAUGAGCGAACCUCUAUAGGUAAAACAAUUUUACGGAAAUAUUCACCGAUUAACCAUAUGACAAAUAUUGACGUUAACAUAUUAAUCAAUACCUACUAUUACAUAUAACUACAGGAUUCAUAAGUUCAUAUUAAAUGUAUUAAAAUGUACGCAUUUAUGCCUUAAAAACUGAUAAAUAUGCACUUCAAAUAUACGCAAAAAAAUGUAUAGUUUUUUAGUUAAAAAAUUGAUUUAUCUUGUAAAUGAUGGAAAUUUUCGAGAAAUAUUACAAUUUCGAAUUGAGUUUGGCGAUAAGAAAUCAGAAGAUCAUUUUAAAAAUACAAGUUUCAAAGCUACAUACAUAUAACACUAAAACUACGCAGACUGAAAUUAAAUGCCUAUCUCUAGGAAAUUAACUAUUGAUUAACCCCCUAUAAUUUCCCUAUAAUUUUCAACCUAUAGUAAUAAAUUAAUAAACAACUGAAAGUUGUAAAAUAUGGUCAUAUACCUUUAAUUAUAAGCGUUUUUUAAUUUAUUCAUGUUAUUUUAUACAUUGUAGGGUCUAGCUCAAUCUGGAGCAUGGGCAUGUUUUGAUGAGUUCAAUAAAAUUGAGCAUGACGUAUUGUCAGUCAUUGCUCAGCAAGUAGCAACUAUACAAACGGCGAUAAAAGCUAAUUUAGAAAAAUUUGUUUUUGAAGGCACAGAGUUGACAUUAAACCCCACUUGUGCAGUUUUUAUAACAAUGAAUCCUGGGUUUGAUUUAAUUUAAUAUAUACUAACGUUAUAACAUUUUAUUUAUCAGCUACAUUUCACUAAUUGUAGAUAUGCUGGACGACAUGAACUACCAGAUAACUUAAAAGUAUUAUUCCGUACAGUUGCUAUGAUGGUACCAGAUUAUGUUAUGAUUGCAGAAAUAUCAUUAUACUCAAUGGGUUUUAGUCAUGCUAGAAGGUGACUAUUUUUUUGAUUGUUGCAUAUAUUUCAGUCACAUAAUCUAAUAAAAUAAUAUUUCAGUUUGGCUGAAAAAAUAGUAGAUACAUAUAAGUUAUGUUCAGAACAAUUAUCAUCUCAAUCACAUUAUGAUUUUGGAAUGCGAGCAGUAAAAUCUGUAUUAAUAUCUAUUGAAAAUUUAAAAAUUAAUUAUCCUGAUAAUAAUGAAGCACAGAUUGUUUUAAGAGCUUUAUACGAUGUUAACAUACCGAAGUUUUUAUCAGAGGUUUAUUCUAUGAACUAAAUGACUGAUAAUUUUAACAUAAUAUUAUUCAACUAUUUGUAUUAGGAUAUAUCACUUUUUAUUGGUAUAUAUGAAGAUUUGUUCCCUGGUGUUGAACUUUUAGUGCCAGAAAGAGAAGAACUAAUUAAUAAAAUAAAAAUUAACUUGACAAAAAAAAACUUACAAAGUACUCCAUGGUUCAUAGAAAAAAUAAUACAAAUAUACGAGAUGGUAUUAGUUAGACAUGGUCUUAUGAUUGUUGGCGAACCAUUUUCUGGAAAAACGUGUGCAUAUCAGGUCUGUAAACACUAUAUUGUAAGUAUGUGAACCAUAUGACUUAAAUUAUAAUAUUAUAGUUACUCAGAGUAGAUACACACAUAUAGUUUUUAAUUGUAAUUUAAUGAAAUUCUAAUUCCUUUUAAUUUAUCAAAAUAUUUAUUAGUUUUUAUGUUACACAAGUUUGGAUUGUAAUAUGUAUUAUUUUUACAGUUGUGCAUGUCUUCUAGUAGAUUCAUUAAUAUUUUAUUAGAUAUUUGGAUAAAAAGAAACUUUCUAGAUGGUUUUUAAUUAUUAUACAUUUUAAUAAAAACAAUGGUUACUUUAAAUAAACUAGGUAUUCUUUGAACAUUUUGACUUAACAGUUCGAGAAGAUUGGAAUAAAAGAACUAACAUUUAUUCUGAAAUAUAAUUUUGUAGUUAUAACUCACUUAUAAGUUGUAAUUUAUAGUAAUGAGGUAAUCUAUACUAAUUUUUUAAUAUAUUUUAACAUGAAUUAAGUUUUCAACAUGUUUACUACUUUUAGACCAAAUUGUACAUUUUUAGUUUUCUUAUUAAGUGCAAUUUUUAUUUGAAAAACUUGAAAAUGUAAUUAUUUAAUUAGCUAUUCUAGGUAGUAGACAUUUUAUGUUUUUUUAAUAUAAAUAUGUAUUAUUCAUUUUAGAUUUUAGCAGAAUCCUUAGGCAAUGUACAAUUUGAUCUUAAAGCAGUAAUGGAAGAAUUUAAAACUACAUAUAAAAUUAUUAAUCCAAAAGCUAUUACUUUAGAUCAACUUUAUGGAUCAUUUGAUAGAGUCUCACAUGAAUGGCAUCAUGGUAAAUAAUAUAUUUUUAUUUUUAAAAUUUAUAAUAUUUUUUCAUUUUACAUUUUAGGAGUUUUAGCAAUUAUUUUUCGUGAGUUUGCAAAUAACAUAUCAAAUGAUCGUAAAUGGAUUAUAUUUGAUGGGCCAAUUGAUGCAAUAUGGAUAGAAAAUAUGAAUACAGUGUUGGAUGAUAACAAAAAACUUUGCUUGAUGUCUGGUGAAAUUAUUCAGGUUUAAAUAAAUACUAUAAUGUAACUUUUUAGUUCUUAAUUUUAUUGUUUAUUGUGAUAUUAUACAUGAAUUUAUUAUAGAUGAAUAAUAAAAUGAAUAUGAUAUUCGAACCAGCUAAUUUAGACCAAGCUUCACCUGCAACAGUAUCUCGCUGUGGUAUGGUAUAUCUUGAACCCAAGCAACUCGGGUGGCGUUCGUUUUGGCUUUCAUAUAAACAAAUCAUUUGGUCCAAACUUUCACCUGACCAACAAGUAAUGAUAGAUGAAAUGAUUGAAUGGUUGGUCCCUGCUAUAUUUAAUUUUAUAUAUAGGAAUUGCAGUUUAUUUUUAACUACGUCUGAAAAUCAUAUGUUUAAUGUAAGUAAUUUCGUUUUGAGUUCUUUAAAUUUAAUACACGUAAUUUAUUAAAUUUUUAUAGUCUUUCACUAGGUUAAUUAAUUGUUUGAUUAAAAGAGAAACCGGAGUUGGAAUCGCAGCUAUAUGGUUAGGAUGUAUAACAAUUUUUUGUUUGAUAUGGAGUUUGGGUUCUAUAAUAAAAGAUGAUAGCAGAAAUAAAUUUGACAUAUUCCUGCGAAAAAUUAUUCUAGGCCAUAACGACCAACAUCCAAAACCUCAAACUUUCAAGUUAACCAAAAAUCACCUUUUUCCAGACAGUGGUACAGUUUAUGACUUCGUGUAUGAUAAGAAAAAUAAUGGUUCUUGGAUUCAAUGGUCAGAAAAAUUAGAUUUAAAAAGAAUUCCACCAGAUGCUAAAGUAAAUAUACUAUAAUUUUUAAAAUGUUUUUUUUUAAAAUAAAAAAAAUAUUAUUUAAUUAAAUACCACUUAGUAUAAAAAAUGUAUUGCUUUGUAUUUUUAAAAAAACCAUUAAUUACCUUUUUUUUUUAAACUUGUUUUUACCUUCUAAUUACUGAUAAUUUAAAUAUUGUACUUAAAAAAAAAAAAUAAUAGGAAAGACGAAAACGACCAUGAAGCAAUAUAAAUAAAGUUUGAAUGUUGUUUAAAUACUGAGGUAUAGACUAUUAUUGAAAUAUUUCAACCAUAUCAUAUACCAGAGGUUCCCAACCAGGGUGUUGCGCUAUCAAGGGAACUUAAAUUUAGGGUGUUGCGAAAUUAUUUUUUUUAAAAAAACGACUUCUUGAAAUGUAUAGCUCUGUGAUUAAUAAAAUAGACUAGUAGUAAAUUGUUUAAUAUACAAAUUAUUGUUUUUAAUUAAUUAUAUACAAUAUAAUUUAAUAUAUUAAUUAUAUAAUACAUAUAGUUUGUACAUAGUAAUACUGCGAUGUUCAAUCUAUUUUAAUUUUCAUACUGGUUUGUUUGUUAUCGAUUGCUAUAGUUAACGUUCAAUUUCAUAAUUUGUUUUAUAAUAUGUAAUAUGUGUAUAUACCAGGUACCUACUAUUUUUGUUUAUACUAAGGCACUUAGCUUAAUAAAAUCGAAGUUACAAAAUAUAAAUUUAAAUACAUGAUAUAUUACAAUUGCGUAUUCAGUAUAGAGCAUUGGGUGCCUCCAAAAAUCGAAAAACAACCACUUUAAAUUACCUCCACACUAAUUUCUUUUCAGAAAAGUUGCUACACCUUAAAAUCAGAGCGGGUCCUCUGGUAGAAAAGUUGACCACAGAAAAAAAAACAUCUUUGUAAAACCAUAAGCUUCUUUGCUCCACUCAGAAUCUAAAAAAAUAAAACAAUCUAAAGUAUGUGAGAAAUGAGAAGGAAUUUGUUGAUUUAAAUAUGUAUGUAUAUGUGAUGAAUUGAUGUCGCAAAAAAUUGACUCUGAUAAAAAUGAAUAAGCGUGACAUCAUAUAUAUUUAUGUGUUACAUUGUUAUUUUACUUUUUAUAAGUGUUAAUUUUUUUGAUAUUAUGCCUUAUGUUAUAUAAUAAUAGGUAUAUCCUAACUAAAUUAUACUACCUAUCUAUUUUUAUAUCUACAUCAUUUCUAUUUUUAUUUUGUUUAAAUUAAAUCUAACCUGUAGGUUGGUAUUGAUUUGCAUUAAUUUAUACUUAUUUUUUUAAUAAUAUGCCCUAAAACAUCUUGAAAAAAAUGGUAAUAUUGUGGAUAUUAAAAAAAGUGUAAAUUAAAAUCUAAUUGUUGUUUUGGACUAUAAAGUUUUGAAAUUAUUAAAUAAUAUUUGUAUGAUUAAUAAGAAGCUUGCAUCUAGCCAUCUAGAGAUUGAAUUUUUUUUUUUUGUAUCAAUUAUCAGUACCUACCUAUAGUACUAUUUUUAUUACUUAUGUAUAGAUAAAUGACUUAAUCAUUGGAACGGAUGAAACUGCAAAACAACAAUACUUUCUGCAAAUGUUUCUUGAAAAUGAAAUUCCUUUACUGUUUGUUGGACCAACUGGUACUGGAAAAUCAGCUGUAGUGCUUAAUUAUUUAAUGCUCUUGCCUAAAGACAAAUUUUUAAUUAAUGUUUUAAACUUCUCUGCACAAACUUCAGCUAAAACUGUACAAGAUAUAAUAAUUUCUAAAUUAGACAAGUAUAUAUAAGACGUGUAUAUAUUUUAUUGGUAGAUAUCUAUAACUUAGAAAUUACAUUAUUUUACAGGAGAAGAAGAGGUGUAUUCGGUCCGUCUGUUGGUAAAAAGUGUUUGUUGUUUAUAGAUGAUUUAAGCAUGCCAUUACCUGAAAAAUAUGGUGCUCAACCACCUUUAGAGUUGUUGAGACAGUGGAUUGAUCAUAACCAUUGGUAUGAUCUCCAAAUGAUGUCUAGAAUAGAUAUGCUAGAUAUGGUUAGGUUUAUUUUUAAUUUAUUAUUACAAUAACAUAUUUGUUUUAUUUAUUUUAAAAUGUUUCAUUAUUUAUUCUCCAGUUAUUUAUUGGUGUGCUUCAACCUCCUGGCGGUGGUUCAAAUAAUGUUACAACUCGUUUGACGCGACAUAUGAAUAUUAUAAGUAUAAAUUCUUUCAGCCAAGAAACUGUGUUAAAAAUAUUCACUCAAAUCAUGGAUUGGCAUGUUAAUAAAGGAUUUGCUGAGGCUAUAAUUUGCCAAGGAAAAGUAAGAAUUUAUUUGAAUUAAAAUGGGAUACAUAUUUAAUUUGAAUUUAAUUUAGAACAUUGUAGAAGCUAUACUAUUUGUCUACAAAGAAUCAGUUUCCACAUUUUUACCAACUCCUGCAAAAUCUCAUUAUACUUUCAAUCUUCGAGAUUUUUCCAGAGUCAUAAAAGGAAUAUUAUUAUUGCCCGCAUCUCGAUGUAAAGUUAUUGAAAAAUUUUUCCGUUUAUGGGUUCAUGAGACAUGGCAUGUAUUUGGAGAUAGAUUAGUCGAUGAUGAUGAUCGUAUUAAAUUAUUUAAUAUUAUGAAAAUUGCAUCUAAUAAUUGUUUGAGACAACCAAUGGAUCUUUAUCUUAGUGAUUUAAUGCUUGUUGAAGAGAAGAGUACUCUAAAUUCAGGUCAUUUACGAAACUUAUUUUAUGGAAACUACAUGGAUCCAGGUAGUGACAAAAAAAUAUAUGACGAAGUUCACAGUGAAAAACUAUUAACUCAACGUAUGGAGUACUAUUUGAAUGAGUACAAUACUAUGUCUAAAAGUCCAUUGUUAAUGGUUAUGUUUAAAUUUGCUAUUGAACACGUAUCUCGUAUAAGUAGAGUUUUGCAGCAAGAUAUUGGUAAUUUGUUAUUAGUGGGAGUAGGCGGUAGUGGAAGACAAUCAGCUUCAAAGUUGGCAACAUUUAUAGCAGAUUUUAAAAUUUUUCAAGUAUGUUUUAUAUAAAAAUGUAAAUUUUAGUGUACUUAUAUAAUAUUCUGUAAAUGUUGUUGUAAGAUUGCAGUAGGAAAUAACUAUAGUAAAAAUGAAUGGAAUGAAGAUAUGAAAAAAGUAUUAAAAUAUGCUGGAUGUGAAGGAAAACCAAUUAUAUUUUAUUUAUCUGACAGUCAAAUUAUGGAUGAAUGUUUUUUAGAAGACAUAAAUAUGCUACUCAAUACUGGAGAUAUACCAAAUCUUUUUCAAUCUGAAGAACGAGUUGACAUUUUAGAUAAAGUAUCUAAUAUUGCUCAAAGUUAUGUAAGUUUGAUUGGAUAGUAAUAUUUUAUAAUUAAAAUUUAUAGUUAUAUUUUAAUAGAAUUUCUUAAAUUAAUAAAAUAUAAUUUUUGUUACAGGGGAAAAAAAUUGAAACAACGCCUCUUGCUUUAUAUAAUUUUUUUAUUGAAAGAAUUAAAGAUAAUCUUCAUCUUAUCAUAGCUAUGUCACCAAUUGGUGAUGCCUUUAGAACCCGUUUAAGAAUGUUUCCUUCACUCAUUAAUUGCUGUACUAUUGACUGGUAAACAAUUAGUAUUUAAUUAAUCAAUCAUAUUGCAGCAUUUUAAUAUUUUCAAAAUAUUUAAUAAAAGUUUUCUAUUAUUUUUAACAAUAUUUUUUAUGUAAGUAUAUUAUUGACACCAUUUCCAAAAUACAUUCUUGUUCAAAAUAUCUGAAUAUCAUUUAUUAAUAAAAUAUUUUAUUAAGGACCCAAUGUCCAUCUCUAUAGUUUAACUGGCUCCCAUUAUUAGUUUCCAAUGAUCAGAUUAAUUGUAUGUAUUAAAAAUAAUAGGUUUACUGCUUGGCCUGAAGACGCUCUUGAAAAAGUUGCAGAAUAUUAUUUACAAGCUAUGUCUCUACCACAUAAUAUUGCAACAUCAUGUGUGACAAUUUGUAAAGAAUUUCAUACAACUGCUAGGGAUGCUUCAAUUAGGUAAAUAGAAUACCACUUUACAAGUUACUUGUACUAAACACUAUUGAAAUUUAUUAUGUUAUUCCAAAUUUAUGUAGGUUGAACAGUUUGGUUUUUUUUUUUUUCCAAAAAUUAAAUCAAACAAUAUUUAGUCUUCGAAAAUUCAAAAAUAUUUAGUAUAUUCAUUUAGAUAUCUACUUAUUGUUGGAAAAUAAAUAACCAUUUAAAUUCUAUUGACUUUAUUAGAUGUGUACUUAUACUUAAAUAUUCGACCUAUACUGAUCCAUUAAGAAUAUUUGGUGCCUAUUUAAUUUAACAUAAUUAUUAAUAUUGUAUAAUUUAGAAAUUGUAAUUAUUUUUGGUGCAAAAUGUACCUCAGCACUGCCACUUAUAUAUCCAUUUCUAUUUUUUUUUCCAAUCAAAAUGUUUUGUUAAUGUACGAUUGUGUAUUUAUGAUAUUCAAAGCGGUUUAAAAAAAAAAAAAAAAAAAAAUAAAAUAAAAUAUCUUAAUAACUUUUGAAAUUUAAUUUUAGGUUUUGUUCAAACUUAAAGAGGUAUAAUUAUGUUACACCGACUUCAUAUUUAGAGCUUAUCAAAACAUUUCAAAAUUUACAUAAGAAAAAGGUAAAUGAAAUUACAACUUCGCGAAAAAGAUAUGAAACAGGUCUAGAAAAAUUAGAUUUUGCUGCUGGUCAAGUAUCUGUUAUGCAAGAUCAACUUACAGCUUUAAAACCAAAAUUAUUAGAUACUUCAAAAGAAACUGAAGAUCUAAUGGUUAAAAUUGAACAGGACACUGUUAAAGUUGAAGCCAAAAAAGAAGUAGGUAUAUUUAAAAUUAAAUUAUUUUGAACUGAUGAUUCUUAAUUAAUAAUAAUAAUACUAUUUUAGAUAGUGGGCGCAGAUGAAGCUCUUGCUAAUGAGGCUGCAGCAGCAUCUCAGGCUAUUAAGGAUGAUUGUGAAAGUGAUUUAGCUGAAGCCAUACCAGCCCUAGAAUCAGCAGUUUCGGCUUUAAAUACUCUUAAACCAGCUGAUAUUACUGUAGUUAAAUCUAUGAAAAACCCUCCAUAUGGUGUAAAGUUAGUACUAGAAGCAGUUUGUGUAAUGAAAGGAAUUAAAUCUGAACGUAAGCCAGAUCCAAGUGGCUCUGGCCGAAUGAUUGAAGAUUUUUGGGGACCUUCUCAAAAACUUAUUUCAGAUACUAAAUUUUUGGAAAGUUUAAAAACAUAUGACAAAGAUAAUAUAGAUCCUGCAAUCAUGAAAGUUAUACGUGAAAAGUAUAAUUUAUUUAUAAUUUGUAUUAUGAUACUAUAAAUAUACAUAUUUGUAAUUUUCAGAUAUAUUAGUGAUCCAGAUUUUAAUCCAGUUAGUAUCAAAUCAGUUUCUAAUGCAUGUGAAGGUUUAUGUAAAUGGAUACGAGCACUAGAUGUUUAUGAUAAAGUUAUUAAAAUUGUUGGGCCUAAAAAAGAAAAACUUCAUCAAGCAGAAACGGACUAUACCAUACAAAUGGAAAAACUUAAUGAGAAAAGAGCUGAACUAUCUGGUGUACUAGGAAAACUUCAAACAUUGAGAGAUGAACUAGCAGAAAAGACGAAAGAGAAAAAGGAAUUAGAAGAUAGUAUUGAUAUGUGUGCUCAAAAAUUAACUAGAGCUGAAAUAUUAAUUAGUGGACUUAGUGGUGAAAAGUAUAAAUGGAGCCAAACAGCUAAAGAAUUACAAUCAACCCUUGAUAACUCAGUUGGUGAUGUAUUACUAUCUUCGGGUGUUGUUGCUUAUCUUGGAGCGUUUACUGCUGACUAUAGAAGUGUUUGUAUAUAUUAAUAAAGUUCAUGAUUAUAAAUAUAAAAGUAAUAACAAUAUUUUUCAGGCACUCAUUGAAGAUUGGAAUAAAAAAUGUCUAGAAAUGAAUAUUCCAUGUUCAGAACAUUUUUCAUUAGUACAUACAUUAGGAAAAUCAGUAUUAAUACGGGAAUGGAAUAUGUUUGGACUUCCAGCUGAUAAUUUUUCAGUCGAGAAUGGGAUCAUCAUAUAUAGUGCUACAAGAUGGCCUUUAAUGAUUGAUCCUCAAGGUCAAGCAAAUAAAUGGAUAAAAUCUAUGGAAAAUAAUAACAGGCUUUCUAUAAUUAAGCUGUCAAAUUCAAAUCUUAUGAAUAAAUUGCAGUUAGCUAUUGAACAUGGCUUCCCAGUUCUUCUAGAAAAUGUACAAGAAGAACUCGAUGCUACAUUUGGUAUUAUUAAAGUAUUUGUUUUAAAUUUAUUAUUUUUUAAAUUAAAAAUUUUAAAAAUACAAGCCAAACUUCAUACGAAUGACCUUAAUAAAUACAUUCCAGCUGUUCGUGAACUAUGGGGAAAGCAGGAUCAAUUCUGAGCAAACAGCUGGAAUUAUGUUAUUCCCUGUAAUAACGAACGUUUCGAAGGCGUUUAGAGAACUCACUUACCCUGGCACCUGACUUGAAAAUUAUGUAAUGAAUUUGUUAAUUGAAAUUCGAAAUUUGUUAGGUAGGUACUCAAUUUUAACCAACAAAAACCAUACUUACUUUAAUUUCCAGAUGCUGAGUUAAACUUACUCCAGCAUCCGACACACAUAACUCUCAAGGUAAAAUGUUUAAGUCAGGUGUCAGGGUAAGUGAGCUUGUCUAGGACACUUCGCCACCGUACCUACCAAUUCGCCACCAUACAGUUUCACAAUUAGCCAACCCAAUAUGACCAACUCGACGCCAUACGUUUUCGCCUGCAGAAACUUCUCCGUGAAUAUGUUAUAUAACAAAAUGAUCGAUUUAUCAUGAACUAGUAGUAUUCUCGGAGGAUUUUAUUUUAUGUGAUUUUGAUUUUUGUUUUUUUCUAUUAUUAUUAUUAUGGAAUCAUUUAAGCUUUAUCAUUUUUAUACUAUUUUAUAUUACCUUAAAUAAAUAAAUAUAGGUACACACUUCAAAUAAUAAUCAUUCAUUUUAAAUACAUAUUUAAAUAGAUAAUGUUUUUUUUAAACAUUGUUAUAUGUGUAGUAACACUAACUUUUACACAUAUCUAUAUUUUUGUUCACUGUUUACUAUUUAUGAGUUAUAGGUUUAUAACAGAUUAAAAUUCAAACUAGAAAAGUUGGAAAGGGUAAUAAAGUUCUAAGAGCAGGUACCUUAUGAUAAUAAAAAAUUUAAAAAGAAAUUGUAUAAAAGUUCAGGAGUUUUUCGAUUUUGGUAGAGAGUUGGUCGGGGUCAAAACAGUAUGAUGGCAAAUCAGUUGUGGCGAAAUAAUCUGUGGCUCCAUUUCGAAACGUUAUCCAAACUAAAUUUUGUUUAUGUUCAUUAAAAAACUGAUCAUCAAUAGAUCCGAUACCAGUAGAGCAUUUGAGUGUUCAUCUGAGGUGGCGGGGUGAUUUAAUUCUCACACAUAUAUUAAGUAUAUCACAUUGUACCUGAAUGGCCUAAGGUUUCCUCGAUUAUUAUGAAAAAUCAAAAGAAGAUUAGCUUAAUGUACCAACUACAUAUUAUAAACAAAAUUGUGUAUCAAAUACCACUCUUGAGUUGGUGAUUAAAGUUCUUACUUUAAGAUUUCUUGUUAAAAAUUAAAUUAUUAUUUAUUAUUAUUCGAAUGUACAUAUUAUAUUAUUAUAGUAUAUUCUACUGAUUUAAAGCGGUUUUACUGUAGGUAUAUUAAAUUGUAUGUAUUUUUCAAGUUAGUAUAAUAUAGUUAUAUUGAUAUCACAUUGACAGAUACUUGUAAUGUAAUUUUUACUGUUAUAUUUGUACCUAGUGCCUACAUGCAAAAUCUAUGUAAAUUGACAGUGUACCUUCUAUGAUUUGAUAUCAUUGAACAAUUACUGCUACAGCAGCAUUAACAUAAAAUAAAAUUUUUCAUAUAACUGCUAUAGCAUUAGUGUCCGUAAAUAUGAUAUAAUAUAGGUAUUGGCAAACUUUCAACAGUCUCCAAGAAAUAAUCAAUUAUGCAUAACUUUUAUUAACUUUGGACUCUUGGGUCUUGAGACAUUAAAAAAGCGUAGUAAAAGUUGAUUUUUUUUUAUAUAAGCUUGCUUAAACUUCAUAAUUUAAUACAAAACGUAAAAAUAACGGAAUUUCAAUUACUAUUUUUUAAUUUAUGUAAAUAUAAUUUUUGGUUUAUCUAAAAUGCUCUAAGAUUUAAUAUAAGGUUCAUCAUAAAUUAUACUUGGUGAUAAAACAUGAAUUAAAUGUAAUGUACGAUAAACAUUUUAUUUAAACGUUUCAAGUUUAAUUUUUGUCAAUAAUGAUCAUGGCAUAUCAAAACGUGUAAACGUGUUUACCCGAACUUCACUCUGAAUGGUUUUUCUUAGCAAUGAUUUAUUGCUGUGUAUAGAUAUCUAUAAUUUAAAUAAAUUGGUUUCUAUUUUAAGUUUCCAACAGUGGCACACACACACCCAUCUCUAAUAUCAGCUCUUUUUUUAUUCAUUCUUUGUGUAUUAACCACUAAAACAAUAUUUUGAUUUUUUUUUUAAAUUCAUUUAAUUGGCUUACACAAUUUUUUAAUUUUUAAAACGAAAUUAAAAUUUAACUUAUUGUUUGCAUAAAUGUGAAUUUUUUGUAGACCAAAUACUGUUUAAAAAUAUUUUUAAACAAGGAAAAAUUGAAUAUUUGAGAUUUGGCGAAAAUAUGUUGGAAUACAAUCAUUCAUUUAGACUUUACAUCACAACACGACUUCGAAAUCCUCAUUAUCUACCAGAAAUAUCAGUUAAAGUAGGUUUAUUUAUAUUAUUAAAGUGAAUCACUUAAAAGUCAAAUUUAUAUUUUUAAUAUUUUGUGAAAAUUACCUACCAAUUUUAGUUGGUUAAAAUACAUCUAAAAAAAUUCUAUAAAUAUUUAAUUUUUCAUGGAAGUAUUAUAAUAUAUUGAAUAUAAUGUAGGUACCUACUAAUAAUGCAGCACUUUUUCUACAUAACAUUUAUCUUUUUUUUUUUUUAAUAUCUGUUUAUUUGUUACUCAAUCAUUGUCAUUUUAAAAUUAAUUUUUAACCAAAAAUAAAUGUACUGAAUAUUUUAAUUCAAUUCAGGUAACUUUACUAAACUUUACGAUCACUCAACAAGGGUUACAAAAUCAAUUAUUAGGAAUUGUUGUUGCUCAAGAACAGCCACAAUUGGAAGAAAAGAAAAAUCAAUUAAUUAUUGAAAGUGCUGAAAACAAUAAAUUACUUAAAGAAAUCGAAGACAAAAUACUGUAUAUUCUUUCAUCAUCUCGAGGAAAUAUUUUAGAAGAUGAAUCGGCAAUAAAAGUUUUAUCUUCAUCUAAAGUAUGAUAUUCGUAAAUAUUUUAAAUAUUAUAUAAUAUAUAAUAAGUAUAAUGUCUUAAUAUCUAUUUAAUUAAUUUUAGUCAUUAUCGGCCGAAAUUCAAUCAAAACAAGAAAUUGCAAUUGUAACAGAAAAAGAAAUUGAUGUAGCUCGUGAUGUUUAUAUUCCUAUCUCUAAACAUUCGUCCGUUUUGUUUUUUUGUAUCACGGAUUUAAAUUAUAUUGAUCCGAUGUACCAGUAUUCAUUAUCAUGGUUUAUAAACCUAUAUGAUCAGGUAAGCUUUAAAAUAAUUUAUUGUUUAUAGAUCUUUCAUUUUUUUCUUUUUUUCUCUUCUAUAAGUAUAUUAUAAAUUAUGUUUAGCAUUUUAUUACCUACAUAAAUAAGAUAAUUUAAAGCAGUGGUUUUUAACCUUUUUUCAUUACAGUGCCCUUCAUAGAUAACUAACUAAUAACAUCCCCUCACGCAUAACUAUGCUAGGAUUGUUAUAUUGCCUUAUUGGUAUUUAGUUUUUGGUUUAGCUUUUUUUUUUUUUUGCUUAUCUGUUUUUAUACGAAUUAUAAUUAUUAUGUUAUAUUACAGGAAUCGUUUGCUGAUGACAUUUAUUGUAGGGAUCUUGGCCAACUUUAAAUCACAAGCCUAUAUAUAAUCCGGCCCUGUACAUAACUAUUCUUAUUUCACGUGCAAUAAUACAUGUCACUGGAUGCUAUUGCUUUUUUAUUUUUUCAUUAUUCCGCAUUAAAAAGCUCACCGCUUAAAACACCCUUAAAAUCUUCCACCCCCUCGGACGACCGAAAUGCCUAGGGGGCGUUACUGCCCACGUUAAGAACCACUGAUUUAAAGUCUAAACUUAAACUGACUAAAUAAAAAGAGGUGAACAUUUUAAAUUUAUUUAAAUUUGUUUACUACAUUUUGUUCAUAUACAAUGAAAGUAAAUAUAAUUUUGUAAUAGGUUGGAGUCACUACCAAUGACCAUCUUAAGAAUUUUUGUGUAUUAAUAUUUGAUUUUAUUUAUUUAUGGUUGUCAUUUAUUGAACAUUUUUUUAACUAAACCAUAAUAAGUAGGUACCUACAUUAUAAGUUAACCAAUAGAUACUUAGUUUGAGUUUAAAAGUUUUAAGAACAUUAUGGAAUGACAAUUUUUUAUUGGUAUUAAUAUUUAAAAUUACAUUUUCUGGUUUUAUAGUCAUUCUACUUUAUUUUUACGGGCGUCGGCUUAUUCCCUUUAAAUAUUAUAAUAUUAUAAUUAUUAUACUUAGCGCAGCAAUAGGGUAUUAUAUAAGUAUGGGCCACAACGAUAUUCGUAAUGUAAAUUAAACGAGCAAUAGUUAUCGGUAUCAAAGCUACAUUCUCCAAACGGGGAUGGGUUGUCUAAAUCCACCUCAACUGCUGCCAAUCUUGGGUGCACCGAAUGGGCAGGGCAACUAUCUACUAAGGCUCCGGCGCAAUACAAACGACAGUGAACAAACUAUUUUAGGAAUAUGUUUAUGCGCGUGUUCUCGCACGACCCAGAUGCAGGGGUCGAUGUAUGAGGUUAUUACUCGACUAAGCAAUAACAUGUUGUUGCCAAAAGGUGCGGACUAAGAAUCUUUAGCUGGGGGGUCCAAGCAAGGUAUAUAUCAGACGAGUCUGAGCACUAUAAUCUGUAAGCACGUUCACGCCAGACAGAAUUGUACAUUUAGAAUAUUGCCUAUUUUUCAACUUAAAUAAAAAUACUUAUAAAAUAUUGUGUCUACUCAUUUGACUUAAACCUGACUCUGAGUUUGAAAAUACGCCCGCAACAUAUAGCUUAUCAAAUUAAAAAGUUGCACUAUUUACAAAAUAAAAAUGAGUGGCCCCAUCCGGGGUACUGGCUAUAGGUAGUGGCUUCCACCCUACUAUUUUAUGCAUCUUUUACAGUUGUCAUAACACCUAUUCAUAUUUCUUUUUCUUCUCCUUCGCCUUCAUUCCAAAUAUUUGGUGAUCCUUGUCCUAAACUUCCACUUAACCCAAUCUCCUACAUAAUCUUUGCACAACCGUCCUUGUAUCAUUCUUAAUUGCAUCCAACCACCUCAUUUUCAAUCUUCCACUUCCUCUUUCCUCCUGCGUUUAUUUUCAUUAAACUAUAUUAUUUAUUUUUUCUAUACUUUUAUGACAGUCAAUUAAACAAAGCAAUAAAUCUGAUAAUAUUAAUGAAAGGAUACAUAUUUUAAAUGAUUAUUUUACAUACACUGUCUACCAAAAAGUUUGUAGAUCUUUAUUUGAAAAAGACAAAUUGAUUUUUUCAUUUAUUUUAACAACUAGAAUAUUUCAAUCCAAGGUAAUCAUAUGAAUGAAAUCAUUUCAUGUAUGUUCUAUACAGUACACAUUUUUAUUAAUUUUAUACUAUAGGGAGAACUCGAUGUUGAAUUAUUUACACUAUUUCUUACUGGAGGAACUGGAUUAAUUAAUGUACACCCCAAUCCUGCCAUUGAAUGGCUAACUGAUAAAUCAUGGGAUGAGAUAGUUCGAGCAUCUCAAUUUCCAAGGUAAAAAUUUAGAACGAAAAACUGUUGUUAUUUAUUUCUAGUUUUUAUUAAAUAAUUUUUAAUAGAAUGGAUUAAAUAAAAUAUUAAAAAUAGCAUAGGGAAGAAAGUGUUCAAUGUACACUGUACACCUAUUUCUAUUUUUAAAUUCUCUUGUAUAUCCCUGGAACAAAAGGCAUAUCUACCUAUAACUAUAUAGAUAGUUGUAAACUUGUUAUAAAUAACUUCAUUUAAUUAGUAGAAAAUAAAUCCUUAAGUAUUUGAUAGUAAUUUAAUAAUUAAUUUGUCAGUCGCACAACCAAUUGCUCAUCAAAUCAUUUUUUAAAUGUAAUUUAAAAACAAUUAACAAUAUUAUCCACUUAAAUAAAAAAGUAUUCAAAAAAUGUUUAUACUGAUAAUAAUGAAGUAAGUUUACAUAAAUUUUAUGUUGUCCACAGAAAAGGUUUAAGGCUCCUAAUAGUAUAUUUGUAUAUUACUACUUAAUUGUUUUUAUAUCUUAUAGUACGUGUAAUAAAACUAAUAAUAAUUCAAAUCAUUUCAUUUAUUGCAUUUUAUUGCAUGUAAAUUAUAGUUUGAAUCAAUUUUAUAAAUCAAUUGUCAAUUUCACUGAUGAAUGGAAAAAAUGGUAUAACUCCAAUAAUCCUCAAGACAUACCAGUUCCAGAACCGUAUCAAAGUAUUGAUGGCCUUGAAAAACUUAUAAUUAUAAAGUGUAUUCGAUCAGAUAAAGUGAUUCCAGCUAUUCAGGUAUAUUUUUGCCAUGGGUAUAAUUUAAUUUAAUUUUAAAUGAAACAAACUUUUUAUUGAAAAUAUACAAAUAUUUAGCACUACAUUAUAAGUAAUAUGGGUAAGAAAUAUAUUGAACCACCAUCAUUCGACUUGGAAGAUUCAUACAAAGAUUCAAACUGUUGUACUCCUUUAAUAUUUGUAUUGUCACCGGGAACAGAUCCAAUGUCAAAUUUGACUAAAUUUGCCGAGUAUAAAAAUAUAAAUCGGACAGAUUUAAUUACUUUAUCACUUGGUCAAGGACAAGUAAUUUAUAAAAAAUAAAAAUAAUUUAUUUUAAUAAUAAAAACACAGAAAUAUUAUGAUUAAAGGGUCCAAUAGCUGCUAAUAUGAUAAAAACUGGUAUAGAUUCGGGAAAGUGGGUUGUGUUGCAAAACUGUCAUUUAGCUGUAAAUUGGAUGAAAGAACUUGAUCGUAUUUGUGAUGAAGAUAUUAUACUAAGUCAUACUCACGAAUCAUUUCGUCUUUGGCUAACUAGUUAUCCAUCUGAUAAUUUUCCUGUUUCCAUAUUACAGAAUGGUAAAGUAAAGUUUAAUUAGUGAUACCUAUUUAUUAUUUUAACUUCUUUGAAUUGAAUAGGAAUUAAAAUGAUAAAUGAAGCCCCAAAAGAUCUCAGUGCAAAUUUAUUACGUUCUUAUAUGACUUAUCCUAUUAAUGAUACAGCAUUUUAUCUCAGUUGUAAGAACAGUUUUGGUCUAAAGAUUUUACUCUUUUCAUUAUGUUUUUUUCACGGUCUUAUUCAAGAACGCCGAAAGUUUGGACCACUUGGUUGGAAUAUUCCUUAUGAAUUUAACGAAUCAGAUUUGCAAAUUAGUAUAAUGCAGUUACAAGUACCUAUAUUCAAUUGUUUAAUUUUAAAAAUGUCAAUUACUUAAAUUAUAAUUGCAAUAAUUUAAAAAUCAGAUGUUUUUAAAUGAUUAUGAAGAAAUCCCAUACUCGGAAUUACUUUAUCUUAUUGGUGAAUGCAAUUAUGGUGGUCAAGUAACUGAUGACAAAGACAGACGUUUACUAUCAUCUCUACUUUCAAUAUUUUUCAAUCCAAAUGUUAUUAAUAAUGAAUUGUAAGUGAAAAUAGAAUUUUAAAACAAUUAUUUUUGUUUAAUUUAUGUAUGAUAUAUUAUACAUUUUUAAUAUAUACUCUAUAAUUGGUAAUAUUGGUAAUAUUUGAAUAAUAUAUAAUCUAUAAUAACACAAUCAUUUAAUCUUGAUAUAUUAUUUUAUUAUUUAAGUUAAAUAUUAUUAAUUUUUUUAAAUUUUGAAAAAUAUAGAAUAUAUUGUUAUUUAAUUUUUUAGAUUCCGAGUGAAACGAUGAAUGUAUUAUUUAUACUAUAAUAUGUGCUUACUAUUAUUUUUAUUUGUGUUUACAACUUUUCUGCCGAAAAUCUUGUAACAAUCGAAUAGUGAUAGGAAGGAGACUUAUUUAGAUGCAUUUUGUAUUUAGUUGGUGCAUUGGGCAAGUCAUUUUUUGAUUUUCCAAGCUUAGACCAAAUAGUCCAAAUAAUAAUAAAAUGUUUUAUAAAUUGAUAAAAUUGUUUGACUGAACAGAUAUGAAUGAACAUUUAAUACGAGGUUUAUUAAAAGUUUAUUAAAUUGGUAAAUAAAAAAAAAAAAUUGGAAUAAUAUUGUAAUUUUUAUUUUAUGAGCAUUUUAAGUUCAAAUUUUGAUGAAAUUAGUUCCUGUAAGAUUUAUAUUAUUUUUUGUUCUAUAAUAAUAUAGAUUAUUUUUCCAGAAAUUCGAGGUUCUUGGUCUACUUUUGGUAUUAGAAUAAAAUAAUCACACAGUAAUUAAUUUUGUAUCCUGAAAUUUCUGGUAUAAUUUAUUAUAAUCCAAUUUGUUUACGGUAAUUUAUAAUAUCUAUUUUAAAAAUAAUGUACAAUAAUAAUAUAAUUUAAAGCCUGAAUGAUUGUAUUUGUAUAGUUUAUGUAUUAUUUGUUUAUUAUAUAACCAAUGGUAGUGUAAUAUGUAUAUUUUAUUUCAAAAAGUGAAUGGCCAAAUGAUGAAAACAAUUAUACCACAUCCAAUUUUGGUAUCCAUAUUUUAAGUAUUUCACUAAGUGGAAAAAAAUAAUACAUUUCUUGAACUAAAUAACUUUUUACAAAAUGCUCAAUUUCAUCAAAUGUAUAUAUAUUAGUUUCCUGCCUUAUUAUAGUUGACUGUUUUAAGUUCAUAACAAUAAAAAAAUAAUUGUUAAAAAUUAUGCAACCAAUAAACUAAUUUAUUACUUACUUAAUUCUGUAUUAUAAAAUGAAAAUAUAGGGUAUAUGCCUGUAUUAUAUUUUAGAUAUACAUUUUCUGAAAGCGGAAUUUAUCAUGUACCCCAAAAUACUAACUAUGAUGGAUGUUUAGAAUACAUAAAGUCUUUACCAAUGAAUCCACAGCCAGAAGUAUUCGGAUUACAUGAAAAUGCUGACAUAACAAAAAAUAAUUAUGAAACUAAUAUGGUUUGUUAAUUAAUCAUGAAACAUAUUAUAUUAAGUAUUUAGUACACAUAUUUAUUUGAUCGCUGUACUUAGCUACUAAAUGGUACCAUUUUAACUCAAUCACAAAUCAUAACAAGUGACAGUGAUACAGAUGUAGAUAAAAGGAUAAUAGAGCUAUCUAGUAAUAUUGCGAAUAAUAUACCUGAUUUGUUUGACAUAAUAUCAACCGUUGAAAAAUUUCCAAUAAAAUAUGAACAAUCUUUGAAUACUGUUCUUCAUCAGGUAUCAAAUUUAAUAAAUAUAAAUAUUGUUUAUUUGUAAUGCCUGUCUUUUUAAAAUGAUUAUGUACACAUUUAUAUCUUUUAAUUUGAAUUUCUUAUUAUUUAGCUGAAAUUAUAUUUUUAUAUUCAAUUAUGUUUCUAAUUCUAUUUAGGAAUUGAUACGCUUUAACAAAUUACUAGCAGUUAUAAAAACAUCUUUAGUGGAGGUACAAAAAGCCAUUAAAGGUAUUGUUGUUAUGUCAUCUGAUUUAGAAGAAUUGAAUACUAGUUUAGUCAUUGGAAGAAUACCAGGUAGUUGGAUGAAUAAAUCAUACCCUUCGUUAAAACCAUUGGGUGGUUAUAUAACUGAUCUAUUACAAAGGUAUAUUUAAACUUAUUUGUAUAUUUUUUUAAAAUUUAAUUAUUUAUAAAAUUAUGAUUUUAGACUAAAAUUCCUGCAAGACUGGCUUGAUAAUGGUAUACCAGAAGUGUUUUGGCUUUCUGGAUUUUAUUUUACUCAAUCUUUUUUGUCGGGUGUGCUUCAAAACUUUUCACGCAAACAUAAAAUACCAAUAGACCAGCUUGGAUUUGAAUUUGAAGUAACUAUAUAUGAACCAGAUAUGAAAUUGAAAGAAAUUCCUGGAUGGGAAGUAUACUAUCGGGUAAUAAUGAUACAUAAAAAUACUAUUUAAAAUUUGAUUGUGAUGAUUACAUUGUUUUUAAUGUCUUUUUUUUAGCUUUUAUUAUUAUAUUUGUUUAAAAAUACUUUUAGCAAUAGUAAUAAAUAAUAAGAUUAAAUGUCUUCCUGACUUUUAUAGAUCAGUAGGUGAACAUAGAUAAGUAAUUUAUAAGUUAUACUAAUAUUAUAAAAUACUGAAUUUGCUAUUUUAACCUCUCAAAAAUAUAGAGUCUGUGUUUUACAAUGCAUCUUCUUCUUCAUUAUGGUACAUAGCGUCCUAAAGGACCACUGUAUCAUAUAAUCCAGUCCUCCAUUCUCAAUCUGAUGCUGGUGCUUUUUGACCGUCUUCCUAGUUCAUCUAAAUUAUUCCUGACUCCUAUUACUUAUAGGAUAAUGUUGUAUGCAUCAUAUUAUUGCUUAUAUAUUAUAUUAUGCACAUAUUAUACUUAUGUCUAUUGUACAUAUAUAUAUAUAUAAAGAAGGGUUAUAGAUAAGCAAUUUAUUACCCUCCAUACUCCUCUAGUCUAACUUAAAUGAUUAUUUAAGGUAUAUGGAGUAGGGUUAAAAAAUUAAAAAUGGUUUUAAAAUAAAGCUUAAACGAUUCUAUAAUGAACAGAAAAAACACAAAUCAAAUUGACUUAAUAAAACUCUGAGAUAAUUGCUGGUCCAUGAUAAAAAAAAAUUACCCUGUAUAUAUGUAUAUAUUUAUUUAUUUUCAGUUAAAUUACUGAAGUGUGGUGGUUAAUUAAUCUGAUUUGAGUUAACUUCUUAAAUCAUAUAUACCAGGGGCAUUCAAAUGGUCGUUUACAAUUAAACAGUAAAUGACAGAUAUUUUUAAUGUCAUUCUCCCAUUAUACAACUUAUUUUUAUACAAUUAGUAGAUAAAUCACAAUUUUCGAUUGUUUAUACUGAUAGUUUGAUUUUUGGUAUUUUUAAUUUAUAAUAUUAUAUAAGAGUUAAUAUAAAUGUGAUGAAAAACAUUAUUCAAUUACACAUUUAAGUUUUAUUAUUUUUACAUGUAUAUUUAUUAGUAAUACUUAUUAAAUAAUUAAUAAAUUUACAUUUCUUUCUAGUAAUCGAUCCUCAAAGAAAAAAUAUAUUUUUACUAGAUUUCUACUAAAAAAAAUUUAACUGCCCCUGAUGUGUAUAUUAUAAGUAUAUUGAAUAUUGUAGAUGUAUUUUGUAUUUAUAUUCAUACAAAUUACUUACUAUAUACUUGUUUUAUUUUUUCAUGCUUCCAUAAAUAAAUGUUUGUCUUAAUAAAGGACAAAUUAGACAUUGAAGAAUUCAGCGUUUUUGUAAAGGUAUACUAAUUUAUAUUUAUUUUAUUAGUAAUAAUUUUUUUGUUAUGAUACAUACAAUUCUUAUAAGCUAUGAAUAAUAAAUAUAAAUUGUAUGGUUUUAUUAAUUUUAUAUAAAAGAUCUAUAAAGAGUAUGUUAGAACAAACUCGUGUUUUUAAUAUUAUUAAUAUUUCAAAUGGGGAAGUCCAAUCGGUGUAGAAGGCGGCUCGUUGUAAAGCUGAUAAAGUGCAUUUUUAGUUGUCAAUAUGGUGUGAAGUAUGCAACAAAUCGUGUUCACAGUACUUCGAAAACGGUAUAUCUAUCGUUCAAACGCAGCAAGAUUUUCGAACUCAUUUCGACAUUCCACGUCCUGGAACGUUCCCAGCAAAAUUGUCACUACUGGUCCCCAGUAAACCCGUAACAGUAACAUGAGGAACCUUUGCAUACCCCAAAAGUAAAAGUUUGGUGUGUAAUGGGCCAAACACAAAUUAUUGGCCCAUAUUUUUUCAAGGACAACGGAUAAAUGACCAUUGUGAAUAUAGAUCGUUACACCAAAUUGCUGACCCGUCCAAUUUUUUUUGCUGACCUUAAACGUCGAUAUGUCCGUGUCAGAAAAUUGUGGUUUUAACAAGAUGGGGCGACAUAACACAGCUCGUGCCUCAAUGGAAGUUUUUCGCCGAAAAUUCUCUUGGCGUUUUAUUUGGCGCUUUGAGGACAUUCCGUGACUCCCUCGCUCCCCUGAAUCGACAACAUGUGAUGACUGAAACUAUUUUUAGAACCUAAAUUUUGUUACGGACAAAAAACUGCCUAUGUUUCUGCAUUUUUUGAUUUAAUAAAAUUUAUUUUUCUGAAAUUACGUUUGGCGUAACAAAAUUUUGAAAAACAUAUGUUUGUUUUAUACUGACAAAUAAUAUAGGGAUAUUAUUUGUGUAAUAUUAUUAAUUUAUUUAAUUACAUUUUUAGAUUUAAAUAACGAAAAUCAUAUUAUUUUUAUAAUUAAUAAAAAAUGUUCUUAUUUUUUUUAUGUUUUACCUUAAAGAUGCAACAGUUUUGUCUUUUGUCAAAUUAUUUAAAAAAUUUUUUUUCGAAAAUGUAUUUUAACUUAUAUAAAAUAUUUACAGGGUUUGUUUUUAGAAGGAGCUAGAUGGGACAGAGAAUUAUGUAUGUUAAAUGAAUCUUAUUCAAAAAUUCUUUUCGAUACAAUUCCAAUAAUAUGUUUUAAACCCGGAAUUAAAGUAUAUAUUUUAUCUUAAAUAUGUAUACAAGUAAAUUAAAUAUUAUGUUAAACCAAUAAUUGUGUAACUUUUUUUUUAGUCCCAAUUCGAAAAUAAAUUGUAUUAUGAAGCUCCCAUUUACAAAACAAGUGCUCGUCGUGGUACUCUUUCUACUAUCGGACAUUCAACUAACUUUGUGAUGUAUAUGAAUUUCUUAAUUGAUCGACCGCCAAAUCAUUGGAUCAACCGAGGCACUGCUUGUUUAUGUCAAUUAGACAACUAAUCAAAUAAUUUGUGUGUUCUAUAAAUAAAAUUUAAUAAAUUUAAUAAUAUUUAGGUACACAUGUAAUUAUUGUAUGGUUAUAAUGACAAUUAAGAUCCAUUUCGUCUCCUCUCGAAUUUCCUCAUCUCGCGCUUUCUACAUUAUAUUAUGUUGUAGUCCUGUUCAUCUUUAACGUUUACUCUUCAUCAUUGCUAAUAUAUCUUGGGCAUAGAUAUAGGUAAUACUAUCUGUAAUCUAGGGUUACACAAAUAUUAUUGAUAUUUUAGUUAGAAAAUUUGAUAUUAUCCUAUUAAUAUUUUGGGAAUAUAUCAGACAUGUAAUGAGAUGAAGUAUUUUUCAGGGCAUAUUGAUAACAUAAAU